Fomitopsis serialis is the source of this 1065-nucleotide messenger RNA. RefSeq lists its product as uncharacterized. The record is from RefSeq and is a predicted model, not a curated record. The transcript is spliced from 2 exons. The annotation marks the transcript as partial. Lineage: Eukaryota; Fungi; Basidiomycota; Agaricomycetes; Polyporales; Fomitopsidaceae.
AACUUGCAUGUUGGGUCUCACACUGCACACAGCAUUACCGUCUUAUCCACGCCCUGCUACUCGCCCCAGACCCUCCUCCCGCUCGACCCACCUGCCUUCACCCUCCCGACACCCAGACCCUCGAAACGCGCCUGGCGCACCCAGCCAACCGUCUCUCUCGCGUCCUAUCCUCUCCCUGAUGGCACAUGGCGCUGGGUCUCACACGCCUGGAUGAUUGACAUGCGCGGUGACGGGCUCGUCCAGCACGACGGCUUCGAGUACGCGUGGUCGUUUCGCUCCGGCCGCUGGCAUCCCAAGAUCGGCACCCUCAGCGCUGGGGCAUGGGUGCGCCGGCGGCGGUGGGUACGCUUGAUGGUGCGCGUGCGGAUGCAGGACGCGCAGCCUGACGCGGAGCGGGCUGAUCGGGAGGGCGAGGCAGAGGGCGAGGUGGAGGGAGAGCUCCUUGCGCUAGAUCUGGUGCAGGAUGCACCUGGCGCAACGCGCCCGCCAUCGGUAGCGGAGAGUGAGGAAAGCGAGGACGAGAAGGCGGAAGCGGAGGUGUGGAUAGGCGAUGACGGUGAUUGGGAGAGGUGUCGAACGGUGCUCAAGAAGAUAGGGAGGGACGGGAGGAAACUGGAGUUGUGGAAACGGUGGUUUGGAUUUGGGUUUCACUCUGAGAAGGACGAGGAUGAUGAGGAGAAAGAGGGGGCAGAUGAAGAAGAGGGCAAGGGUGAAGUUAAAGCAGACGAACACGAAGUGUCUUCGUCAUCUUCUUUGGAGAGGGAACUCGAAGAAGAUGUGGGCGUGCGCCCUAUUCACCCUCCAAGAGACUAUAUUGCGAGGGUCAUCCGAGAUCACGGCUCCGAGAUCCUUGGCACGUUCGUGUUCCCAGACUCACGCGCGCAAUUUCUCGAGAUCCUCGACGCCGCCAAUCUUCUUGGUGAGUUCAAAACUGGGAUGGGUAUAUCAGAUCAUGCGCAGGCAUUCGAUUUCUGGAGCUACGCGCCGACUUCGCCCACGGCACCGAGUUCAAGCUCCCUUGCUGUUGAACAGUCCACUGUGGCGCCCCUUGGUGCCGGUGAAUAA